AUGAACAAAUUUAAAGCAAAGAUGAGUUCAGAAACUCCUUUUAGUCUCCCUGUCAUUAAUUUCUCAGAGCAAGAGCUAAAACUAGGCAGUCCCGAAUGGGAUUCGGCGAAAGUCCGAGUUCGGGAAGCACUGGCAGAGUACGGCUGCUUCGAGGCUUCAUUCGACCGAGUCCUGGUGGUCCAAAAGGCAUUAUUCGGAGCCCUGGAAGAAGUCUUUGACCUGCCUUUACAAACAAAAGAGCUCUAUGUUUCCGACAAGCCCGCUCGUGGCUAUGUCCCGGUCGAAUCGGGACUGCAUGAAAACAUUAUCGUUGAUGCCGCAAACAUCGCCGAAAACAUCGAAACAGGCCUGACUACUACCUAUUGGCCUCAAGGAAACACAAAUUUCAGUAAAACAUUGGUCUCUUUCACCAAGUUAGCAUCAACACUAGAGAAGACGGUAAGGAGAAUGAUUUUGGAGAUUUUCGGAGUGGAGAAAUACGCCGAUGAGUUGAUUGAGUCCACGAAUUAUAUUCUCAAGGCCAUGAAAUAUGAAGGGUCUCAAGGCAGGCUGCCAUUCUGUGGGGCUCACGCAGACCAAAGUAUGGUGACCCUGUUGUAUCAAAACGAGGUCAAUGGAUUAGAGAUUCAAAACAAAGAUGGAGAAUGGAUCAAUGUAAAUCCCUCGCCCAACUCUUUCAUCGUCCUCGUCGGAGAAUCUCUCAGCGUAUUGUUAAACGGUGGAUUAUCUUCUACUUAUCAUCGUGUCAUAAUGAAGGAGAGCACCACAAGGUAUUGUGUUGGAUUAUUUGCAACCCCGAAAGGAGGCUACCAAGUAAAGGUUCCAAAAGAGCUUGUGGAUGACAAACAUGGUUUGCUCUUCAAACCCUUCGACUACGAUGAAUUUUGGAAAACUUUCUGUACUCAAAUGGCUCAAGGAAACCAUAGAUUUAGUCUUAAGAAUUAUUGCAGUACUGUCUGA
Molecule: messenger RNA, 960 nt
Organism: Hibiscus syriacus
Lineage: Eukaryota; Viridiplantae; Streptophyta; Magnoliopsida; Malvales; Malvaceae
Product: probable 2-oxoglutarate-dependent dioxygenase AOP1
Exons: 4
Coding region: 1-960 (319 amino acids)
Molecular function (GO): dioxygenase activity
Source: RefSeq, a predicted model, not a curated record